Molecule: messenger RNA, 4148 nt
Organism: Rhopalosiphum maidis (corn leaf aphid)
Lineage: Eukaryota; Metazoa; Arthropoda; Insecta; Hemiptera; Aphididae
Gene: 5-HT1B
Product: 5-hydroxytryptamine receptor
Exons: 7
Coding region: 433-2283 (616 amino acids)
Biological process (GO): adenylate cyclase-activating adrenergic receptor signaling pathway
Cellular component (GO): membrane
Molecular function (GO): G protein-coupled amine receptor activity
Source: RefSeq, a predicted model, not a curated record
CGCUUGAUGUGGACCACCGUUUUUCCGCUUUCCAUUCGCGUGAUCAUAACUGCUCUCGUAUGCACGCGUGUAAAAUAACCGUCAAUAAUUAAUCAUUCAAAUCACAAACAAUAGUCGAUUUUACUAUUAUAUAGUGUACGUUUCCGAUAAAUAAACCACCGCCGUUUUCGUAUACGUACUUGUGUGAGAACCAUAUCGGCCGUGAGAUCAGUUUUGUACGGAAAGUUACAAUAAUGUUUGGCUUUUUUUAAUAAUAUUGUUUUUUCUCACCGAUCGAUGAAAGAAACAUGAACCAGUUGGUGGACACAAAUAAUUGUAUGGUUAAGGGUGAAUUCAUCAUACCGUGCACUGCAGUCGAAAACGACUUAAUAAUGGCGGGCUCCGACGAAUUUUGAUCCGGCGGCCGGUCGACAAGCCCGCGACGAGUAUCCUAUGGCCCUGCUCGGAGCACUUGCGGCCACCGGCAGUAGACGCCAGGGCUGCGUGCUGCGGGCGGCGGCCGACGCGAUAACGUUCUACUGUGGCGGCGACGUCGUCGGUGGCGGCAGCGGCAGCAGCAGCGGCGGCGGUGGCGGUGGCGGCGACGGUGCCGCCGCCGAGUAUGGCCGGGCCGCUGCGGCGUCCGGCCGGUCGUCCGCCGCCGCCGGCGAUCGCGGAUUCGGCGACUACUUCCGGCGGCCCGUCCGGUCGGUGGCCAUCGGCGAAGACGGUUCCGGCGCCGGCGGCUACUACUUCGGCACCGAAAACGGUUCGUCGGCGGCCGCCGUGCUGGCCAACGCGACGACAGGCCUGGAACCGUUCCUGAACGGUUCGUACAAUCACACGCUCGGCGCCGAAGUAGAAGACCUCACCAAUUACAUAUUCGUCAUCACCAUCGGCAUAAUAUUGGGCGCGAUGAUUCUGACGACCAUUUGUGGUAACGCGUUGGUGAUAGCAGCAAUUUUGUUGGAGAGGAAUUUACAAAACGUGGCCAACUACCUCAUUGUCUCGCUGGCGGUCGCCGAUUUAAUGGUAGCAUGUUUAGUCAUGCCCUUAGGAGCUGUUUAUGAGAUAAGCAGAGGAUGGAUUUUAGGUCCAGAACUAUGUGACAUGUGGACUUCAAGUGAUGUACUGUGUUGUACAGCUUCCAUACUUCACCUAGUUGCAAUAGCUGUUGAUAGAUAUUGGGCUGUUACUAAUGUUGAUUAUAUACACACGAGAAACGGUCGAAGAAUAGUGGGCAUGAUUAUUGUGGUAUGGUUUGUAGCACUUGUCGUGUCAUUGGCUCCACAGUUUGGCUGGAAAGACCCGGAUUAUCUGGAUCGUAUCAAUAUUCAACAGAGAUGUAUGGUCAGUCAAGACAUUGGCUAUCAGAUAUUUGCCACAUGUUCAACGUUUUACUUGCCUCUACUGGUCAUCCUGUUUCUUUAUUGGAAGAUAUUUAAGAUAGCCAGGAGAAGGAUUCGCAGAAGAAGGGCUCAGAGGAACGCUAUGAUAGAACAUUCGAGGUCGAAGAAGCCAGCGGACGACGCAGCCGCCUCGGCCGAGCCCAAAAAAUGCGGUUUCUUCCGGAAGGCCGUUUUCCUGCGGAUCAAGAAAAAGAAGGAAGUGGAAGAGACGGCCGUGUGCUCGAGCAUAGGUUUGAUCGACGGUCAUUCGAGCUGUUCAAUGCCCGAGUCGUCGCAAGACGGCGGUGGAGGCGGUGGCGGCGGUGGCGGUCAAUCGAAAGCAGGCAACGGCAGCGGAAGUGGUGGCGGAAGUGUGGGUGGAAGCGGCGGCGAAGACAAGACCACCGCGUUCACGAUCACCACGAACCACGACCACGGGGCUACGUCGACACACCAGCACCAUCACCACCACCACCAUCAACACCACCACCACCAGCACCAGAAUCAGCUCCAGCCCCCGGUGAUCGAGGACGACGGGCCUACCAUCACGGACCCGUCGGCCGGCCGGCACACGGUCAUCGAGAUGAACGUGAAUCGGGCGUGCGUCGCGGCGCCCCCUCGGCCGAAGACGAAGCGCGAAAAGAAAGAGUCGCUGGAGGCGAAACGCGAACGGAAAGCUGCCAAGACGUUGGCCAUCAUCACUGGGGCGUUUGUCGUGUGCUGGCUACCGUUCUUCAUCAUGGCUCUGGUCAUGCCCCUGUGCCAGGGUUGUGUGAUCAACGAGUACGUUUCCAGCUUCUUCCUGUGGUUGGGCUACUUCAAUUCCACCCUAAACCCGAUCAUCUACACCGUUUUCAGUCCCGAGUUCCGGUUGGCAUUUACCAAAAUGAUUUGCGGCACUACGUAUAGGAGAUAAUGAAAUGCGCACAUUAUCAUACAUAAAUAUCCAUUAUUAUUAUAAUUAUUAUUAUUAUUAUUAUUAUUAUUACAUAAACAAUACGUAUAAUAUAUUAAAUAUCCGACGCCUUAUUAUUACAUUGUUGUAAUUCGUGAGUAUUGCGCGUUUUUUGUGUGUUGUACAUGUGUAGGUUAUAAGUUCUGUGUGUUUUUAUGUGUGUGUGUGGGUGAUGUGUGUGUGUGUGUGUGUGUGUAUGUGCGCUCGAAUGCUUGGCGUUAUAGGCGAUAAACGGUCAUCGGUCUUUGCGAGGCCCACAAUGUCCACAGAUGGCGACCGAGAUUUACGCGAUUCACUGUGACCAGGACUGAGCAUAAUACUGCUGUAGGGUGUCGUAAAAUUCGUAGAACGAUAUUUCAGUCGAUAAUACACACACAUUACACACGCUCGCCCACCCUCACUCGCUUCGCUCGAGUGUUAUGUCCCUGUUUUAAUCCUUCAAGACCAUUAUCAUUAUUAUUAUUUUACGGGAAGAAACGACAUGAUAUUAUUAUUUACACCAUUGUUUCGCGACGUUAUAGCAUAGCCUUUGUCACGGCAUGUAACAUAUAUACAUUUGAUAAUGUCGGCAGAAAACCAUCGUCCCGUUUAAAGACCACAAUGAAAUUAUGUAUUAAAAAACAUAGGCUUAAUGUAUUUUAAUUUCGCUUAAAUCUGUUAAAACAAUUUCCGUAAAAAUAUUUUGUAUUUUUAACUUGAAUACUCUUUAAACGGGUUUCAAAAAGUGAAUGCUGAUGAUGACAGGUUGCUUAAACGUUCUCUCAACAUUUAAUAUAUGUGUGACCGAUGAAUUGGCCCGUUCAGUUUUAGUGGAUCAUUAAAUUGAAUUAAAUAAAAAUAACUCUGUAACCCGACAUUAGAAUUGUUUUAUGAUACAUAACAAUAUAGAUAAGUCAUUUUACUAAUUCACAGGUGUUGAAACGGGAAAAUUAAAUUUUUUUUUUAUGAUUUUCAUUUUUAUGUAUAGAGCUUUUGCUAUGCUGUUGCUGCUACUGCUGGAAAUUUAAGUCGACCGGUUCGACUACUAUUCCGUUAUUAAAUUGUUUAAAUUAUAGUUAUAUAGGCUUUAAAUACUCGCUAAGUGCGUUUUACUGUUAAACUAUAUAUAUGUAUAUCCAUACUUAAUGGAAAAUCGUAUGAUCGGUAUGUGUAAAUAUAAUUAAAUUUGCUACUAAAGCUUGUCAUUUUUUUCAUAAAAAAAAUAAAUUGUACAAUGUUAAAGAAAAAUUUACAAAUGUGGGGUUAGUCAAAACGGAUAAAGUUAAAAAUAAUGUUCAACAGUAAGAUAAGUUGUAAUUUGCUCAGGAUAAACUUAAAAAUUACUUAUUCACUGUAUAAAUUAUAGUUUUAUUUAUGAAUUACUUCCGGUAAUGCCGAUGUAAUAAUAUUUUUUAAUUUUACUUCCGAUUGUAAAAUAUAAUUUAAUUAUAUUGUAUUAUGUGUAAAGAAAUAAAUCAUCAACUUAAACCGUUUUGACCACCUACGCUGUAAUAUAAACUCAAUUGUAAAGAUUCUUAACAUUUAAUUACCUAUAUUAAACAUUUUUCCAAUAUUGUGUUGAUUAUAUCGGAUACCCUCUAGUGGUGGUAAAUUGUUAAACUGCUCUAAACUGUUUUGGUUUCUAGUCAGAAAUUAUCAUUUUUAAAUUGCUACUUCAGUUUGGAGCAAUUAAUUGUGUUAUAAAUUUAUAUAAUACAUAUUAUUAUCAUUGUUAUUAUUAAGUUCAAUAUUCAAAUAAAGUAGGUACAUACACCUGCAUAUUAUACCGAAAACCCUAUUUAUUGUUCUAACAUAAUAUAAUACCAUGUUAUCAUUAUUAUUUUAAU